This is a messenger RNA of Procambarus clarkii (red swamp crayfish), 4271 nucleotides long. Lineage: Eukaryota; Metazoa; Arthropoda; Malacostraca; Decapoda; Cambaridae. The record is from RefSeq and is a predicted model, not a curated record.
AAGGCCCUUCAACCUUGACACACUCGCCUGCUCAAACUGUGGUGGCGAUCGUGACAUUACAUCCAAACAAUUUCCUUCAUACAUAGCAAAACUAAGGUUCUCCCUACCAACAACCUGUAUUACAGUAGUGCACUGAAACAACCUGACUCAGUCCAUCAUCAACCACAGCCUCGCUCUCUACCGCAGCCUCACACUCGACCGCGGCCUCGCUCUCGACCGCGGCCUCGCUCUCGACCGCGGCCUCGCUCUCGACCGCAGCCUCGCACUCGACCUGCAGCCUCGCACUCGACCUGCAGCCUCGCACUCGACCUGCAGCCUCGCACUCGACCUGCAGCCUCGCACUCGACCACAACCUAACCCUAGAGGUUUUCGAUUUAUUAAUCGAAGCGAAACUUGAGACAAUGGAAGCAGCCUUGGAGAAGAUCCUUGCUAAUCCUGGCCUGGGGUUGCUGCUGCUGGAUGAUACUAACCGUGGCGUGGCAGAAGAUGUGGAGCAGCUGCGGCAGGAGGUCUCUCAUUCUCAGGAGGUUUGGAAAUUAGAAAGUGAAACACACAAACGCAACACUGAAUAUGUAUCAGAUAUGACACAGAUGCUGGACAAUAUACAGAAAUUGGUGCUUGCACACCACCAAGAUAUUGAAUUUGAAAAUAAACAAGAGAAAGCAGCAAGCAGUGAAGCAGAUGGCAUUGUACGACAGUGCAGAAUGAAACAGGCAGAUUUGGCCAAUAUCCACGAAGCCUCAGAACUGCUAGACACCCAUGUAACUCAACGGAAACGAGAACUUGAAGAUUUACAAAAGAAUUUGAUAGGUGACUCCAGUUUGCUAAAGGAAUUACUGGACCACUUAGCAGAAGUUGAUAAUGAUAAUUUGUUGUUAUUGCAGUAUUCUGCAGAGGAUGCCUCCAAAAUUAAGGAGCUUAGUGUUGCUCUGGAGCGUAUUAGUGGAGAAGUAGCAGCCAGCGAGGCAGAACUGUCCAGUGCUCAGGCAGAAGCAGCAGCCGCACAGACGGCUUUGGAUCAACUUGGUACAGCUUUUCUACAUGCAGCUGCACAUCGUGAUCACCUCUUGGCCCAGUGGGAGAUCACACUUAAUCACAUCUACCAGAAAGCUAAUGAACAGACUAAUUACAUUGAGGAUUCGUUAGCAGUACAGCAGAAGAUUGGGAUACUGAAGGGAGAGGUGAACAAAGAGAACCAAAUUUUGAGGCAAAUUCAGAAUUCACGGCAAGAAGUGGUAGACAAUAUUAAAGUUACUGGAGAGGAAGGGGCAUUUGUUAAAGAACAGUACCAAAGUGUGUUCUCAACUAGAGAACACAUUGAAUCUCAGCUAUGGGCUCUUCAGAAUGCUUUCACUAAAGUCAAUAAAGAAAUUGAAAGCUUAAAUCUUCGAUUGUCUGAACAAGAAGAAUUUCGAAAAGAGAAAGAGGCAUUGCUUGCAAGUAUAGAACAACAAUGCCAAAAAUCGGAGGAGAAGUUGACCAUUAACACGGAACUUGUGUUAUCUACCGAAGAGUCUUUACACUCCUUGGAAGUCAUGAUAAAGGAGGCCGAGGGCCUGGUGAAGGCCUUAAACAAACAGAAGGAGAGGGUGAUGGAAGCAGAGUUGCAUCAUAAGAAAGCUGUGGCCAUGUGGCAGCAACAGGAGGCUACAAUAAAAGGAGAGAUAACGGCGUUACUUUCCACAAAGACUCGGAACUUGACAUACAUAAAGGAACUAGAUGGCAGAGCAGUGAAACAAAAAGAAGUACUUCAUGACCAGGAAUUAAACAUGCAGCAGCUUCGUCGACACAUCCACGACCUUACUCACGACGGCAACAACAACGUUGUCAGUGCCGACCAACAGAAACAUUUGGAUCUUUUAAAUCUGCGGCUUCAGGAGGUUUCUGCUACAAUUAAGAUACUUUCAAAACAACUUGUGAUUCUUAAGAAUACACGAUCUAGGGAACAGGCAAAUUUGUCACAACUCGAAAAAUAUUCUCAGAAACUAGAUGCAGAUGUAUCUACAGUCAAGAUGGCUAGCAAGAGUGCAGAAAGAGAACGGGCAAAACUGGCAAAUAGUUGUGAGGAGUUGAUGGUGGAUGUGAGUUUAACGCAGCUUCAUAUUCGGCAGCAAAUGAGACAUCUCCAGGCCAUUAUGAAAAAGACAUCACUACUCUCACAAGAUAAGACAGAUAUGGAAAAGCUAGUAUCGCACCAAAUCAGCAGUGUGAAGAACCGCAUUGAUGAAGCAGACAAUAACCUUAGGAGCCUGAGCAGUGAAAUGCACAGACUAUCGUUGCAGUUGCAUGAUGUCACAACCAGAAUCCUUCAACUGAAAGACAAGCACAUGAAAAUCAAAUGCAGCAUUGAUGUCUCAGAAGGUGAUGAAGUAUCUACAACACAUGUUUUUCUUAAGGUGGCCAAUGAGCGCGCAGGAUUGCAAGAAACGGGAGAUUUGCUGGAUCUAGAAGUAAGAAGGGCAGAGGAAGAGGUGGAAGCAUUACAGCAAAUGGUCGCUCUUAUCAGCAUUGAAGGCCAACAGUAUCGGUCACAGCUGCACGAUAUUCUCUAUCAUAGUGAGGAACAGAAAGAAAGGGUGGUUCUUGAAGAAAAUCUUGGUGCACUGGAGGAAGAGAUAUUGGUCUGGCAAACCUUGUUAGAGCAAGCACAGAAAGAUUUGCAGGGUACUCAAGAUAGGCUUAAUGAAGUGGAAUUACAAGUACAUGCUGUGGAAGAACUUUUACGAGAAAAGAAUAUACACAUGACUGCAGUUCAGCGUGAAAUAGAGAUUCAGCACACAAAGGUUCGGCAUGCUACCCUUGCUGUCUCAACUCUUCAGUGGAGGACUAGAAGAAGAUCUUUGCAACAGUAUGAUAUAGAGCUACGGUUAGCCCAAGAGCGUCUGCGUAUGAUAAAUUCUCUGCUUGGAGAUGCAGUGUCAUUUCAUCCAGAAGCAAGUGAAGCAGUUGUCAUAUACUGCCAGCAAGUCAAUAUUCCUCCCCCUGAUGUGACAAAGCUAACCAAAAAGGAAUCAUUUGGAUCCAGAUCAAGCAUUGGGACUUUACAGUCAUCUCAAAGUAGUAGUGCUAGUCAGCCAAGAAGUAUAUCCCCCGAUGCAGCAUCCUGGAAAUCUCCCAGUCACCAUCUAUCCCUAUCGUCACUCCAGUCUGAGGAUUCGGGAAGAAGUGGAUCACCUCACCGUGCCAGUGUAAAAACCAGGAGGAGUAGCAGUGAAGUAAGAGUUGCAGGCAUGAAGCAUACACCCAAGGCUAGAAUAACAGUGUUAAAUCCAAGUUUUCCAGCGAGAGAGCUAAAACGACCUCAGUACCAGGGAAAGAAGCUUGUAAAGAGGCCUACUACCCAUUUAUAAGCUCUUAUAUUAUAAAUUGUGUGUGUAUAUCACGAAAAUAAACACGUGAUUAAGAAUGUGACAAUGUCAGACCACAGAGGAAAAAUGAAACAGGAAAUUUCCUUAAGUACUUUCGUAUAUCAAAUACGGACCUUCUAAAUAUUUGGACCUUCUGAAGAUGUAUUUAAUAUACGAAAGUACUUGAGGAAAUUUCCUGUUUCAUUUUUCCUCCGUGGUCUGACAUUGUCACAUUAUAAAUUGUAUUGAUGAAAAGAUUAUACUUCAAAAAGUAUUCAUUGUUGCAUGUCCAGCAAAGUAUACCUUAUUGCAUAAAUUGUAUAAAUAUUCACAUUUUAGAAAAAUGAUCACAUUACAGUACUGUAGGUCUAAGUGAUUUGCGUACAGUAUAUUUUUCUAGUUAAAGAAACUGCAAUAAGGGAAACUACACUAAUUAUGCACUUGUAUGGGUUUUUGUAUACACCUACUUAUAUAUUAAUUUUUGUGACAUAAUUUGUUAAAAUUUUAAAUACAAGUAGGACAAAAAAAUGAAGUAUGUACUGUACAGUAUGUUAUUUAUGCAACUAUUUUCAAGUUUUCAUUUUGUCACAUGCUGGAUAUCAGCAUGUGACAAAAUGUCCUUGUUUGGUAACGUUACAAAAAGUCUAGUCGUGUAGUUAGGGAAGAGAGAGGGGGAGAAUGUAAUUCAAGCCAUCACUAAGACAAACUCACUCUCAUACAAAAGAAUGCACACUGGUCAACAUCCUUGGCUCAGAAUCAAAGAACCCAGAUUUAAUCAAUGGUUAAAACAAAGAAAACAAAGGUUCAUGCUAAACGGGAAUGAAUCUGGAGAAAUGUGAGUGGCGGUAUUUUGGGACCAAGCCUUUUUGCCGUAUGCUACAUCAAUGACGUAGAUGAGAAUAUUACAACCACAUCAUCAAAUUU